Messenger RNA from Canariomyces notabilis, 948 nucleotides. Its product is annotated as NAD(P)-binding protein. NCBI's taxonomy places the organism in Eukaryota, Fungi, Ascomycota, Sordariomycetes, Sordariales, Chaetomiaceae. Gene Ontology annotation, molecular function: 3-dehydrosphinganine reductase activity. The record is from RefSeq and is a predicted model, not a curated record. Gene Ontology annotation, cellular component: endoplasmic reticulum membrane. Gene Ontology annotation, biological process: sphingolipid biosynthetic process. The transcript is spliced from 4 exons. The annotation marks the transcript as partial.
CAGACCGUCUUUGUGACGGGUGGCUCUGGCGGGCUGGGAAAGGCCAUUGCGAUGCAGUUGGCUGCCAGAGGCGCUCACAUCACCCUGUUCUCAAGACGCCAAGGUCCGCUGGACGAGGGGAGAAAGGAGGUGCUUGCGAAAUGUCCCAACCCGAAUCAAGAAGUCGACGUCGUCGCAGUCGACUUUGCCUUCAGGACACAACCGCGAAUUGCAGACAUCUUGUACUGCGUAGCGGGCGGCAACCACGCCGAAAACGGGUUUCUGGCCGACAUUGGUGCCAGACAGCUCGAGAACUGCAUGAGGAACAACUACUAUUCGGCCGCCUUUGCAGCCAAGUCUGUGCUGGACAUUUGGAUCGCCGACGACGACAGACGCGCCAUCAGCUCUCAACCUGAACACAAACGCCGCCAGAUUGUCUUCAUCAACAGCGCCGCCGCCUUUGUCGCCUUGCCGGGCUCCAUUGCCUACACGCCGGCCAAAUGCGCCGUGCGUGCCCUGGCAGACACGCUGCGGAUGGAGGUGCUGCGCUACUGUUCGCCAACAACAACCUACUCGAUCCACUGCGCGUUCCCGGCCGACUUUGUGUCUCCCGGCUUCCGGCUGGAGCAGGACACCAAGACGCCACUAACAAAGCGCAUGCAGGGGACCGACCUGACCAUCGAGCAGCUCGAGGCCAAGUUCCCGUCCUCGGACAAAGUCGCCUCCCUCGUCAUUGCCGCCGUCGACAGGGGCGAUUUCAUCAUCUGCGAGGACUCGCCAGCCGCUUCGGUCCUCUUUCCCAACAUGCUCGGCCCGUCGCCCAAGAGGGGGCUGGGCAUCUUUGAUACACUCAUGGCCCCGGUCAUGGGGUGGUUUGUGAUGCCCUUCUUGAGAUGGAGAUGGGAGGGCAUGACGCGGCGGGAUGGGGAGGAGAUGAGGAAAGCGCGGCAGUUCCAUAGUCACGGAUAG